CAAAAACAUCAUCGUUCGAUAGCUCGAUCCUUCAAGAUGCUGUCAUCCGCAGGUCUCGGGGCCGCCCGUCGCGUGCUCACCAGCUCCGGCGCAGCAGCCCCAUGGCAUCAAUUCUCCGGCCUGGCAGCCCGCGCGCUCGUCCUGCGCCUCGCCGCGCCCUCGGUGCGCACCAUCAGCUUGUCGGCGUCUAUGCGCUCGCCCGCCGCGAAGGCCACCAGCGCUUCCAAGUCCACCACCAAGAAGACGACAAAGCCAAAGAGCUCUUCUACUACCAAGAAGUCGACGGCCAAGAAGGCGGCCAAGCCCAAGGCCAAGAAGCCCGCCAAGAAGGCCGUCAAGAAGAAGGCCGCGGCCAAGAAGCCCAAGGCGGCCAAGAAGAAGACGUUGACGGAUGAGCAGAAGGAGAGGCUGGAGAUUCGGAAGCUGAAGCAGAUGUCGCUGCUCAAGGGACCGACUGCCCUCCCGGAGACGGCGUGGAGCGUGUACAUGGUGGACAACUUGCGCGGUGGUACCGGCGGCGACGCUUUGGGGGACAAGGUCAAGGCGCUUUCUACGAGUUUCAAGAACUUGCCCGAGUCCGAGAAAGAGCGCUUGGCAGCCAUUGGCAACUCCAACAAAAUCGCCAACCAGGAGGCCAAGAAGAAAUGGAUCGAAUCCUUCCCUCCUGAGGCGAUCUACACGGCCAACCUGGCCCGCCGUCGCCUGGCCCGCAAGACGGAUAAGACCAAGAUCUACUUGCUCCACGACGAGCGACUCCCUCACCGUACCGGAUCCGGCUUCACUCUUUACAUCAAGCAGAACUUUGGCCAGUCAGGCGCCGAUUCCGCCACGGAUGCUAUGCGCACCAUGAGCGAGCGCUGGAGGUCGUUGAGCCCUGAUGAGAAGGCUCCUUACGUGGAAGAAGCCACUGAGCUCAACAAGGUGAGCGGGGAGAAGGUCAAGGCUUUGCGCAAGAAGGGCGAGCUGUACUGGAAGGAGAAGCUCGCCUCGCCUUCGCCUGCGGCAUAG
Trichoderma citrinoviride is the source of this 1008-nucleotide messenger RNA. RefSeq lists its product as hypothetical. NCBI's taxonomy places the organism in Eukaryota, Fungi, Ascomycota, Sordariomycetes, Hypocreales, Hypocreaceae. The transcript is spliced from 2 exons. The coding region runs from base 37 to 1008 and encodes 323 amino acids. The record is from RefSeq and is a predicted model, not a curated record.